Molecule: messenger RNA, 1002 nt
Organism: Lycium ferocissimum
Lineage: Eukaryota; Viridiplantae; Streptophyta; Magnoliopsida; Solanales; Solanaceae
Product: probable leucine-rich repeat receptor-like protein kinase At1g35710
Exons: 1
Coding region: 1-1002 (333 amino acids)
Molecular function (GO): protein binding
Source: RefSeq, a predicted model, not a curated record
AUGGAUGGAGUUAUACCUAGUUCCAUCUCAAAUUGUUCCAGACUUACUUAUUUAGGUAUUCAACAAAAUGAGUUUCGAGGUAUAGUUCCAGACUCUCUUGGUAAUUUAAGAUCAUUGGAAUGUCUCGGCCUAACCGCAAACAAUCUCCAAGCUGAUUCAUCGUUGAGAUUCAUCACGUCCUUGACAAAUUGUAGAAACUUAAGAGACUUGUGGAUAAGCCAGAAUCCGUUAAACGGAAUUCUUCCAUCUUCUAUUGGAAAUCUUUCCACCACUCUAAGAGAUUUCCAGGCUUCUAACUGCAAACUGAAGGGAAGAAUUCCAAAAGAAAUUGGAAACUUGAGCCAAUUAAUGAAGUUGGAAUUGUGGGGCAAUGACUUGAAUGGUUUCAUUCCAUCAACAAUAAGAGGGUUGGAGCAACUUCAGGGAUUAUAUUUACAGCGAAAUAAGAUUGAAGGAUCCAUUCCAGAAGGUCUUUGUCAAAUGCAAAACUUGAUGGAUUUGUACUUGGGCCAAAAUUAUCUUAGGGGGCCAAUUCCAGAGUGCCUUGGGAGUGUUACUUCAUUGAGGAAUAUCUUUGUAGGUUUUAAUAGAUUAACAUCAACAAUACCUACAAAUGUUUGGAACCUCAAAGACCUCUUACGGCUUGAUGUGUCAUCAAAUCACUUGAACGGGUCGUUGCCCCUGGAGAUGGGGAACCUACAAGCUAUAACACUUUUGGACCUGUCGAACAAUGAUCUCAUGGGAGAAAUCCCUAAAUCUGCAGGAGGAUUGCUGGCCUUAACCAAUCUUUCCUUAGCAAAUAAUAAAUUUGAAGGACCGAUUCCUGAACCAAUGGGUAGAAUGUUGAGCUUGGUACUGCUAGAUCUUUCUCAUAACAGGCUCUCCAAGGAAAUCCCCAAAAGCUUUGAGACACUCAAGUACCUCAAGGAUUUCAAUGUGUCUUUCAAUGAGUUAAGUGGAGAAAUCCCAACUAGUGGCCCAUUCAGAAACUUCACGGGUUAA